AUGCCCACGAUGCCGGCGUCGUCCUGGGCUUCCCCUCUACGUGUCCCCCUACCUGAACCCGUCAUCAACGACAAGCCCUUUGACGAGCCCCUUGAGUUGCCACCACACCUUUCCACGAUGAUUGAGCAGUUCGCAAAUGUCGACCCAGCUCCAUGGCAGGAGGAUGCAACAACAUCCUUCUUUCAGCCACCUCCCGGGCUAGCAGCCGAGCAACCACUCGCAGGUCCGAAGGUGGCCCAAAAUGCACCCAAAUCAGUUGUGCCCGUUGCAUCAGAUGUAGAGCUUCCGCCUGGCAUCAAGAUCUUUGGCAUCGACUAUGCCGGCUCCAUGUGCACACGCGUUGAGUGGCGGAUUGAUGACCUCAACGGCAAGCUCCAAGCCAGCAUGGGGAGACCGUUGGUUUCACCUCCUUUCGCUGCUCUCGGCCUACCAAAUCUUCGUUUGAUGGUGUUUCCGGACGGACGGGAGACCAUGAAGAAUGCCCGGAGCAGUGAGCGAAAGGGUCUCUACACACAGAUGAUCAAGAAGGGCCCCCUCCACGGCUCCCUCAAGCUCAAGGCGGACUGCCUCCAGUGUGCCACAGUCAUGACCGUCAACCUCCUGGUUGGCCAGGUGCGUGCGGGACCUCUGGUUUACGACUUCUCGGAGCAGGCAAUCCACGGCCUGGACGACUUCGGGGUGGACUGGUUGAAGCAGGUGGACCGGGGCAACGGCAGCUUGACGGUGGGAAUUGAGAUUCUUGACGUGCGCCCUCAGCCUUGA
Molecule: messenger RNA, 762 nt
Organism: Symbiodinium pilosum
Lineage: Eukaryota; Dinophyceae; Suessiales; Symbiodiniaceae
Source: the annotation of a GenBank genome assembly